Lathyrus sativus (Indian pea) is the source of this 372-nucleotide messenger RNA. The record is from the annotation of a GenBank genome assembly. NCBI's taxonomy places the organism in Eukaryota, Viridiplantae, Streptophyta, Magnoliopsida, Fabales, Fabaceae.
AUGGAUAUUGAAAAUUGCAACUGUCUAGGAUCAAGAAACAGAAACAUUUGGUCAAGUUAUGAGAGAAUUGGCCAUGACCCUAUUGUAUGUGUCAAUGAGUUCAUGACCAAAAUAAAGAUAGCAAGGUUGAAAACACUAUGGAGGAAGAUCAAGAGAGACAAAAAGAGGAGAAUUACUAGAUCAUCCUCACCUAACUUUGUUUAUGAUCCUUGCUCUUACUUACAAAAUUUUGAUGAUGGUUAUAUCAAUGAUCAUGAUCAUUUUUCAAGGUCAUUUUCAGCUCGAUUUGCAGCACGGUGCUCCAAAAUGAUUGUGAAGAAUAUUGAAGUGAUGAAUGAUGAAGAAAUAUUAGAGAUAAAUGAAGAAAGCUAG